Rana temporaria (common frog) is the source of this 4331-nucleotide messenger RNA. RefSeq lists its product as uncharacterized. The transcript has 2 exons. The coding region runs from base 2157 to 3290 and encodes 377 amino acids. Lineage: Eukaryota; Metazoa; Chordata; Amphibia; Anura; Ranidae. The record is from RefSeq and is a predicted model, not a curated record.
UGGUAUGUGUGUGAUCUCUAUUGGCAGAGGGUCUCAUAGUAAUUUCUAAAUAAUUCUCCCUAGCUGUCCUGGACAUAGUCAUGCCGCUACAAAAAGAUCCUCAACAAUCCACUAGCCCGCAACGAGACUCAUCGCAUAGAUCUUCCCACGACAGAGGCUCGGGGGGCCAUAGAAGCUCAGGUCAUCCUCAUACUGCAAGUCGUAACUCUAGUAGUCAUCGGAGUUCUUCCUACCACCCCUCCAAACCAAAAGGGGAUAAUUGUUGGGUCUGUGGUAAAAGGGCCCUGCCAGGGAAGUUGGCCUGUGGCCAGUGUCGUUUGGAAGCUACAGUAGAAAGGCAAGACUCCCCAAACUCUAUUAAGGAUUUGAUCAAGGAAUCAAUUAGGGAGUUGUCCUCAACUCAAGCUAUUCCCUCCCCGCCUUCCACUGACCAGGAGGUCGCCGGACCAUCCACCCCAUACCAUGGGGAAAGUAUUUCGGAGGAUGAACCUGUCCCAAAUGAGGAGGAUAUCUCAACAUUUGACUUUAGCCUAGUGGAGCCUUUUGUAGUGGCAGUCAAAGACGCCAACCAGUGGGAAGAGGAUUGCCCUGAACCCCCGUCCCAAAACAAAGAAGUAUUUUCCUCAUUUGACAAAAAGAGUUUCUAGUUUUCCACUUAUGGGAGAGAUUAAAGGGUUCAUCCUAGGGGAAUGGCAAAAGGUUAAGAGGCCGGUCGCCUUUAACCGUCUCCAAAAAUGAUAUCCUCUGGCCGAGUCAGAUGCUAAGCUCUUCGACUCUGUUCCAGCUGUAGAUGCUUCAGUCAUGAGGCUGGCAAAAAACACGACCCUGCCUCUAGAGGACUCAGUGUCUUUUAAGGAUGCCUUGGAUCGGAGGAUCGACACAGACCUUAAAAAAGUGUACCAGGCAACAGGAGGGGCCUGCAAACCAGCAGUAGCCCUAUCUUCCAUUUCCAGGGCCACCAGAGUUUGGUCUGACAACAUCUUAGAGCAGGCAUAGACACCGAAGAGGUUAUCAAGGCUUUGGAUGAGCUAAAACUGGCCUCAGAUUUUAUGGCAGAAUCAGCUGUAGAUGUCCUAAGAUGUGCUUCCAGGGCCAUGCUGUAUUCUAUCACGGCCAGAAGGGCCCUGUGGCUGAAACCGUGGGCAGCGGAUCCAUCUUCAAAACAAUCAUGGUGUCGCAUUCCAUACGACGGAAAAGCGCUGUUUGGGGAAAGAAUGGAUUCGGCGAUUUCCAGGGUCACCGGGGGAAAAAGUGGUUUAAUUCCCCAAGAUAGAAGUAGAAGGAAAAGAUUCGCUCCCAGACCAGGAGCCCAACAGAGGGGAAGGGACUCAAGAUUCUACCGUCCAGGGAGAGAAUACAGAAGAGGCUGGAAAGGGUCUCAGGCCUCCUUCCUUAAACUAGGGAAGCAGAAGCCCACAACUAACAUUGGGGAUACCCAGAAGUCUUUUUGACUCCCCUACCACCCAGACCGGCCUAGUGGGAGCAAGACUCAAAUCCUAUGCGCAGGUUUGGGUGGAGGGGUGCACCGAUCAAUGGGCAGUGUCUACCAUCCUCCGAGGCCAUUUUUGGAGAUUCAAGACCCGACCCCCACCAUUUUCUUUUCAGGAUACCAAAAUCCCGGCUUCCAAGGAAAAAAGGGAGGUUUUGUUUCAGUAUAUGAAAAUCCUCCUCCAGCAGGGGGCAGUUUUGCCCGUGCCAGCAUCAGAGGCAAGGUCGGGGUUCUAUUCUCCCAUCUUUUUAGUUCCCAAGAAGACGGGAGGAUGGAGACCUGUAUUGGAUCUAAAAAAGUUAAACAAACAUAUCAGGCUAGAACACUUCAAGUAAUCUUAUCAGUCCAACCAGGGGACUGGAUGGUCUCUAUAGACCUCCAAGAUGCGUAUCUGCAUAUUCCAAUACACAGCCAAUUUCAGCAUUUCCUGCGGUUCAAAGUAGGCGAUUUGUACCUGCAGUUCCAAUGCCUCCCGUUUGGAAUUUCGUCCGCACCCAGAACUUUCACGAAGGUGUUAGGAGCCGUUCUAGCCCCCCUCCGGGAAAGGGGAAUUUGAGUAUUAUACUAUCUGGACGAUAUCCUGAUUUUGUCUCAGCACGGAGACACCUUGAGGGAGCACAUUCAAGUAGUACUGGAUACCCUGUCCAGGUUUGGCUGGCUGAUCAACAUGGCAAAAAGCCAACUAACACCAUCACAAAAGAUGACUUAUUUGGGGGCCCUAUUCAAUACCCCAGAGAGAGUGGUCUCUCUGCCGCCCGAGAAGAUCCUAGUCUUGAUCCAAAAGGUAAAACGGGCAAUGGGAUCCCGCAGCAUGUCGGCCACAGACUGUCUGAGUCUCAUAGGCUCUCUGGCUUCAUGCAUCCCAAUGAUAAAAUGGGCCAGAUGGCACCUGCGAGAAUUCCAAUUAGGUUUCCUGGCACAAUGGGAGAAGAAACAUCUCAAACAGAGAAUAGUCAUUACCUCUUCAAUGAAGUCCAGCCUUUGGUGGUGGACAAGGCCUUCCAACCUACUAGUCCCUCGGCCCCUCGGGCCAGUUACUUGGACUGUCCUUGCCUCAGACGCCAGUCAGAUCGGUUGGGGAGCCCAUAUCCAAGACAAGCUGGUUCAAGGGAAGUGGCCAUUCAAUGCUGAGGGAGUGAUAUCCAACAUCCUAGUACUAAGGGCGGCAUGGAUGGCUCUUCGGCAUCUAGCCCCUCUCCUCAAAGACAAGCCUGUCCUUCUCCAGAUGGACAAUCGGGCAGCAGUAGCCUACGUUCAGAACCAGGGAGGUACACACAGCAGGUCCCUAUUCAGCGAAGUGACUCCGAUAAUCUCUUGGGCGGAAAAUAAUCUGGGGGACCUUCGGGCAUCCUAUAUUCCGGGGCCCGAGAACCAUCUAGCCGAUCACCUUUCAAGGUCAUUCUGCAGCAACAACGAAUGGUCCCUACAUCAGAGGGCCUUCAACGGAAUCUGCCAACAGUGGGGGACUCCCCAAAUAGUUCUUUUUGCUUCUCCCCUCAACGCGAAAACUCCUAUUUUUCUCGAGGACACCUUGUCCGACUUCAGCAGGUACGGACGCCCUGAUACAACCUUGGACAUUCCAGUUGGGGUAUGCCUUUCCCCCAACUCCAUUAAUCUUGAGAUUUCUACAACGCCUGACAAAGGAAGAUGUUUCCAUCCUGGCGAUCAUUCCAUAUUGGCCAAGGAGGCCGUGGUUCCCACUCCUUGGUCAGUCUAUCGUUAUGCAGUCCGCUUCCUCUACCAUGCAGGAGCAACCUGCUGUCUCAGGGCAACUUCCUUAACCCCCAUCCAGAGAUCCUGAGCUUGAGGGCCUGGAAAUUGAAAGGAGGAGGCUGGGGAACUUAGGGUGUUCACACGAGGUUGUUCAAACCCUAUUACAUGCAAGGAAAUCUUCCACAAAUGCCACUUAUUACAGAAUAUGGAAGAAGUUUGUGGCCUUGGCGGAAUCCAGCCAAUUCAACCCGCUAUGUCCAGAAGUCCAUAAUGUUCUAUUAUUUCUACAGUCAGGAUUGGAUCUAGGCCUGGGCCUCAGCACCUUAAAAGUCCAAAUAUCUGCCAUCUCAGCUCUAACGGAUAUCAGGUGGGCCCAUAAUCCGUUGGUAGACCGAUUCCUGAAGGCGGUUCUUGGGCUACGCCCACCUAGAAAAUCCCUAUACCCCAAAUGGGAUCUAACAGUAGUGCUAGAUGCCCUGGCACGUUCACCUUUCGCUCCUACAGAGGAGUGCUCAUUGGAAGACAUUACUGGGAAGACGGCCUUUUUAAUUGCCAUCACAUCAGGGCGUAGGGUGUCGGAAAUCCAAGCCCUAGGAGCCCAGGAGCCUUAUGUCACCUUCUUUCCGGACAGGGUGGUCUUACAGCCCAUUCAUCAGUUCAUCCCCAAGGUACCUUCAAUGUUCCAUCUUAAUCAAGAAUGGGUUCUUCCAACGUUUAAUGAGGAGCAAGCCUCUUCAAGUUUACACGAGCUAGAUGUAGCCAGAUCCUUAAAAUACUAUCUUAAGUUAACCCAGGAGUUCCGGAAAGAUCAACGUCUCUGUCAUUCCCAGAGGAGCAAGGAAAGGGAAAGCAGCCUCCAAAACAACAGUGGCAAGCUGGAUUGUGAAGCUCAUUCAAAGAACCUACCGGGCCAGUGGUCUUCCUAUUCCCCAAGCGGUGAACGCUCAUUCAACAAGAGGAGUCGCCUCGUCCUGGGCAGCGUUGGCAUGGUCUCCCCGGAGACAAUUUGCAAGGCAGCACCUUUAUGGCACACUAUAGCCUAGAUCCAGCAGUUCUUACCUCCCGAGACUUUGGGAAGAGGAUGCUGGAAUGUUCCACUUUAUAGUUCAUUAAAAAGGCACCAGGAAAA